UGCAGCUGGCCACCACCCCGCCCACGGAAUGCACGGCUUCCAACAUCAUCUCGUCGCCCUCAACCAGCCCCAGUGCCGAGCACGCGGACCGCCAGGACGCCUCCUCCCCCGCACCGAACCCUCGUGAGCCUCCCGCCGUCGCGCCGGCAGCGGCGCGCGCCGCGACGAAAGGCGACGCCCCGGCGGCCCCAGCCAUCCACGCCAGCAUGACCAAGAGGAGCGUCUACCACAUGCCACUGAGUCUCUCACACCGCAUCAACGCCUGGCGCCUAUGGCCGGGCGGCAGCGGCAGCGACGCGGCGUCGUACCGCGACGCCGGUGCGCGCCUCGAGACGACCGCCGCGCUCGACGAGGCGCAGAAGCGGUCGCUGGCGUCGAUGGCGCGACAGGGCGCCUUCCGGAGGUACGCGAGGUGGUGGCUGCCGACACUGGGCGGGCUGGCGUCUAGCACAGCCCCCGUGGAUGGUGGGAGCGGCGACCUGGCUUCCGAUGGGUCACUGGCGCCCGACAAGAGACACAUCGGGUCGGUGGCGCGCACGGCUUCGUUCAGACCCUUCGGCCCCAAGCGCAGUCUUGCCUCUCUGGUGCGACAGGGCGGGCCGUUCGACGAAGGCCAGGAACAAAAGCGAGGCCUGUCAUCCAUUGCCAGACAGGGAGGAUGGAUUAAGGACGACCGGAAAGAAAGACGUGGUCUGUCAUCUCUUGCCAGACAGGGGGGAUGGUCUGAAGAUGGACGGGAAGAAAAACGAGGCCUGUCAUCCAUCGCCAGGCAGGGAGGAUUCUUUGGAGAGGACGACCGCGAGCAAAAGCGGGGUCUAUCUUCCAUCGCCAGGCAGGGAGGAUUGUUCCGGGAUGAGGGAGAAGACAAACGAGGAUUGUCCUCCAUCGCCAGACAGGGAGGACUGCUUGGGAUGAGCCGUGGAGAAAAACGAGGUUUGUCCUCCAUUGCCAGGCAAGGAGGAUUAUUCGACAACGCUCUAGACGAGAAGCGAGGCCUGUCCUCUCUCACCAGGCUGGGAGUGUAUGGAGACAGCCACGACGAGGCGAAACGAGCCCUGUCCGCUAUCGCCAGGCAGGGCAUGUACCGCGGCAGAUACCCGUCGAGAAAACGAGGUUUGUCGUCGCUCGUCAGACAGGGAUCGUGGGUCGGCGAGAGGAGACAGCAUAAACGGAGCCUGGCGUCAGUCAUCCGACAAAGUAGCAUCAGCGACGACCCGUCAUGGGUGAAACGAGGUUUGGCGUCAGCUCUCAGCCAUGGGUUUGUGGAUAACGACAUCUACGCGAAGCGAGGCUUGGCGUCAAUCGCCAGGCAGCGAGGACUGAGCGACGGCGUCGACGACAAGCGAAGCCUGGCGUCCCUCGCCAGAGCAGAAGCACUCGGCGAUCGCGGCGAGCGGAAGCGAAGCAUCGGCUCGAUCGCGCGUCAGGGCGGCUUCAUCGACGGGAUUGAAACUCGAGCGAGCUUCCGCCACUCGCCGGCAGAGGGUGACGACGGCGACGACGCCGAGGACGCCGAGGACGCCCGGGCGGCGCGCCUGGUUCGGCCCGGCUGGAGGGUGCCCUACGACGUUGGGCCAAGAGCGGACGCCGACGACGCGCCGCCCGAGGAGCGCCAAAAACGGUACGCGAGGAAGCCAACGCCACCGGCGACAGCCGCCGCCGGAGCAGCCGAUCCUGGGCCCGACUCGCAGCUCCUGCCGCCGGCGGAGGACGCCUCCUUCCGGCUGGCAGGGGCCGCGACCUCCGAGACCCAGGAGGCGCACGGCCGUGGGAAGCGGAGCGUGGACGACGACCUGGAGUACCCGGCGCUGGGCCAGCCGCUCUGGGAGUACGGCGACGAGGCGCCCGAGCCUGUCGAGCUCUACCUGAACGGCGUCACCCCACCCGUGAAGCGCCACCUGGGCUCCCUGGUGCGGGCCUACAUGAUGCCGGCCGGCUACCGCAACGGCUGGAUGUCCCGCUUCGGCCGUGACGGUCCGCAGCAGCGGCCCAGCUCCAGACUCUGGUCACUCCGAGAAUAAGCGCUUGGCUGGGCCGGUAGCAGGAGAGGCGGCGCGUGAGGCGUGAGGCGGCGUUCCUGCGACAGCCGUCACCGGCACAUGGACACCGAAGAAGAGCGACCCUCCGGAGGCGAGGCGCCGGGAACAGUGUCUGAAGUGUGUAGCGUAUCUGAGUCGUGGCCCACAGGUCUCACCAACCGCGGGCGAAUAUGGGAUCAAGACAUGACGCGACGUCGGGCCGCGUGAACCCCGCGACGCAACUAUAUUACAUGUUACUGUUUAAGGGCGCGGCGUGUUAUGUCAGCUUUGCAUGUGUACCGGACCGCAUGUGAUGAGGUGAGGCCAAGCUACCCGCCAUACUAAACACAUGUGUCAACAUCGCUAAUCCCCCCGCACCAUAGACCGUCAGGGACUUUCCUGCUCCGUGAGUCUCCCGCGAUCUCAGCUAGGCCAUGACGCCACGGCGUCAACAGAAUAGACUCAGCGAGGCGCGCUCGUGGCACGAGCCACCUCCGGCUGAUUACGGACAUGGCACGGCCAUCCGGUCCGCGGCACAUCUCCAGCGAGAACGACGGGCCCUGUCCGUUCAUGGUCGAUGUAGAAAUAAAUAAGUGUGCGGCAAAAC
This is a messenger RNA of Pollicipes pollicipes, 2625 nucleotides long. RefSeq names its product Neuropeptide-like precursor 1 (gene Nplp1). The transcript is spliced from 4 exons. The record is from RefSeq and is a predicted model, not a curated record. Lineage: Eukaryota; Metazoa; Arthropoda; Thecostraca; Pollicipedomorpha; Pollicipedidae. Bases 207 to 2021 code for a protein of 604 amino acids.